UACUCAUCUAGUGUAGAGAAUCUGAGAAUGAGAAGAUUGACAUAUCCUUUCACUUCGGUGAGGAAUAUCGUCGAACACUUUCACUGCAACUCCUUCCACAAACCAAUCUCUUCCCUUUCAAUCUUCCCAAAUCAUCGCAAACCCGAAUCACGAGAAGCUUCUUUAACCCAAGACCCGUAUUCACUACUCAAGCAAGAUCCCGUCGAUAUCUGUCUCUCCCUCUGGGUCAAAUCAUUCUCUUCUCCUCCUUCUGCUACUUUUUCCAACCUCACUGGUUUUCUCUCCAAAUUCGAUUUAUGGGUCUUAGCUUAUCAACGAACUUGUGCUCAUGUCACCGGAACUUUCCCACCGCGCAAUGCUAUUCAUGCCAAUGCCCUCCGUUCGCUUCUCUCACUCCAAAACGCCGUUACACGUUCCGGUGGCAAAUUCCGGUGGAACGAUAAGAUGAACCAGUACCUGAGGAGCCCGAAGGAUAAAUUGUCGGCGAAUAGUGGAGAGGGUAUGUCGAAAGGGAAUGUAAGGAGGAUAAUUGAGUCGGAAGAACCAAUUUUUCAGGAUCGGGUGGUUCAUGAGGUUCUAUUGAUGAUUCUUGAACCUUUCUUUGAAGCUAGGUUUUCGAGUAAGUGUCAUGGGUUUAGACCAGGUAGGAAUCCACAUACAGUGAUUAGAACUAUCAGAAGUAAUUUUGCUGGGUACUUGUGGUUUAUGAAAGGUGAUGUUAGUGAAAUGUUGGAUCAUGUGGAUGUUGAUGUAGUGAUGAAUUGUCUUCAAAAGGUUGUCAAGGAUAGGAAAGUUCUCGGUUUGAUCGAAUCUUCUUUGAGAUUGUCUGAUAAGAGAGUGUUAAAAAGGGUUGUUGAGAAAAAUGGCAAUGGCAAUGGAUUGGGGGAGAAAAGGAGGAUCGAACGUGAAAAGAGAAACAAGACGAAAAAGAAGAUUUUGAGUGAUGAUGAGCCGAAACCGGAUCCUUAUUGGUUGAGGACUUUCUAUAGUUUUGCUCCUAAGGAAGCUGCAAAGGUGCCUUCUUAUGGCUAUUGUGGCAUAUUGAGUCCUAUGCUUGCUAAUGUAUGUCUUAAUGAGUUGGAUCGUUUUAUGGAAGAGAAGAUAGUUGAGUAUUUUAGACCUUGUAAAGAUGAUUCAAUAUGGAAGGAGUCUAUUGAAGAUGGUUGCCAUAACCCAGCAUGGCCGGAGUUUGUUCCAUCUAGUGGGAAGGAGAAAACUAGGAAAAUGGAUUACAUUAGGUAUGGAGGCCAUUUUCUGAUUGGCAUUAGAGGGCCUAGAGAGGAUGCAGUAAAGAUGCGGAAGGAAAUAAUUGAUUUUUGCGAUAGAGUUUUUGGUUUGAGAUUGGAUAAUUCAAAGUUAGAGAUUGAACAUAUAAGCAGGGGUAUUCAGUUUCUUGACCACAUAAUUUGCCGAAGAGUUAUUUACCCUACUCUCCGUUAUACAGGAAGCGGAGGCAGCAUUGUGAGCAAAAAGGGUGUGGGAACUUUGCUGUCUGUGUCUGCUAGUUUAGAACAAUGUAUCCGCCAAUUUAGGCGGCUAGCUUUUGUUAAAGGUGACAAAGAUCCCGAGCCUUUACCUUGUAACCCAAUGCUUUAUUCAAGCCAGUCUCAUAGUAACUCUCAGAUGAAUAAGUUUCUUGAAACAAUGGCUGAUUGGUACAAAUAUGCAGACAAUCGCAAGAAGGCUGUUGGAUUCUGUGCUUAUGUAAUUAGAAGCUCCUUGGCUAAAUUGUACGCUGCUAGAUAUAGACUUAAAUCUCGUGCCAAAGUGUACAGCAUAGCCUCACGGGAUCUUAGCCAUCCAUUAAGCGAGAGCAGCAAUAAUUCUGCACCUGAAUACUCUGAUCUUCUGAGAAUGGGACUUGUCGAUGCUAUAGAAGGAGUUCAAUUUUCUCGCAUGUCUUUGAUUCCAUCCUGUGAUUAUACUCCAUUCCCCAGGAAUUGGAUCCCAAAUCAUGAGCAAGUUUUGCAGGAGUACAUCAAGCUACAAGACCCUAAAUUCUUCUGUGAGUUGCAUAGGUCAAUAAAACAGAAGGGUCUAACCUUGCCUCAGGAUGAGAUCUCAGAGGUUGUGUGGGAUUUUAAGACUCUUGGUGCUUGGAGGUCAAAGUAUGGCAGCAAUGGUGAAGCGGGUGAUGGGUUGGAGAAAUUAGAAUUACCACCAUGAUUAUUUACCAUUACCUCUUUUAAAGAUUUAGUGGUUUGGUAGAAGGAUCUUGAUACACCAGAACAGAGACAUACUGAGAGCUUCAGCUGGCAGUUUCUUCACGAUUCUUUUGGUUCCCUUCGCAAGAGACCCCGAUUUUGGGUUCUGGCUUCCCUACCCAGCAAACAUUGAACUUGGUAAUCUAACUCUAUACAUUGUCUCAUUUCAUUGAUAUUUUCCCAGAUGUGAGUAUUUACUGACGUAUGUUAUGUAAAAAACUUAAGAAAAGGUGCAUAUGCAU
Molecule: messenger RNA, 2446 nt
Organism: Arabidopsis arenosa
Lineage: Eukaryota; Viridiplantae; Streptophyta; Magnoliopsida; Brassicales; Brassicaceae
Source: the annotation of a GenBank genome assembly